Messenger RNA from Corapipo altera (White-ruffed manakin), 1444 nucleotides. It is a transcript of the gene VSIG1, whose product is annotated as V-set and immunoglobulin domain containing 1. Gene Ontology annotation, cellular component: plasma membrane. The transcript is spliced from 8 exons. Bases 57 to 1052 code for a protein of 331 amino acids. Lineage: Eukaryota; Metazoa; Chordata; Aves; Passeriformes; Pipridae. The record is from RefSeq and is a predicted model, not a curated record. Gene Ontology annotation, biological process: epithelial cell morphogenesis; maintenance of gastrointestinal epithelium.
UGCCAUCUAUUACCUUGACAGAGAAUAACCCCAGAGGGCUGGGAAGCGUCAAGACAAUGUGUGCAACCAUGCUGAAGAUAUUUUCAAUUUUUGCCGUCCUUGCAGGCCACGUCGGCAGCAUUGUGGUGACUGUCCCUGAGAAGACAGUGAAUGUCACUACAGGUGGAAACGCCACCCUCCUCUGCACGUACACGAGUUCUGCACCGCUGGGAAACUUCUUCAUUCAGUGGAGCUUUUACAGUGCCAAAGAGAGCCAGCUGCACACCAUCUAUUAUUAUUCAGGAGGCCAGUCUUAUUCCUAUGGAGUAUUUAAGAACAGGAUAACACCUGCAACAGGUCCAGGGAAUGCAUCAAUAACAAUCUCCAACAUGCAGCCCUCAGACACUGGUUCCUACACCUGUGAAGUUUUCAGCCCUCAGGGCGAUGCUGGACAGAGUCAAAAAUCUGUGAUUGUCAGUGUGCUGGUCAAACCAUCAACACCUUUCUGCAAAGUAGAAGGAACACCUGAAAAAGGGCAUCUGAUCUACCUCCUGUGCAGAUGUGAAGAGGGAUUGCCUCAUCCCACCUACCGCUGGUACAAAGUCGAGGAGAACACCCUGAAGCCUGUGACUGAACAAUUUAAUCCAAACACUGGCAUUCUUUACAUUGGCAAUCUCACCACCUUUGAAACUGGCUAUUACCGGUGUGUAGCCAGCAACGUCCUGGGGAACAGCACCUGUGAGCUUGACCUAACAGCAAAACAUUCAGACAGUGCUAUUGUUGCUGGAGCAUUAAUUGGAGCAAUCCUGGCAGCUGCUAUCAUUUGCAUUAUCGUCUGGGUCUUAACCAAGAAGGCAAAAAAUAGGAAGUCUCCAAAUAAUGAGAUGCAAGAAAUGGCUCAGAAACAAUCCAAUGCAGACUAUGUUCAGGUACCUAAUGAAGAAAACAUUCCUGCGACCACAGUUCCAUCGAGCAAUGCAACAAUGGAAUACCCGAGUGUUGAUGAGACAACAGCCCCUGGAACACCUGAAAACAAUGAGAAGCAAGAAGCAGAAAAAGAAGAAACAGCCUAGAGUUUUAAUAGUUUUCCUUGUCAGCUUUGGACCCCUUUAUACAAAAAUUGUUGUCAUUGAAUUAACAUAGAAGCGUGACUAAAUCUUAAAUGGGCAUUUGAAUUGUGAACCACUGGGCUGGAGAUUGAAAAGGGUCUGUUACAUGUGAAUAGCAGAAGAUUUGGCCUUUAAAGUUAACCAAAUUUCUUUUAUUAUCUAGUUAUAACUGUACAAAAAUAUGAGCAUAAAAAGACCAUCAUCCACAUUUAUCCAACCUAUUUUGCAAAAGUAAUUAGGAAAUUGUCAAAGUAAGAGUUUUCCAGUCAACUACCAGUCAUGUUGUGUGUAUCCACACAGUUCUGAACCACAGCAGUCUUCUCCAGAAACAGUGUUGGCCAACUUAUUCCCUGUGU